CUAAUCAAAACUUCGACAUGGUAUUGUCGGAAAUUAAUAAUCAUGGUAUUAUCUAAUUGCGAUAGAGCUUCUACAUACACCUCUAAAUCCUCUAUUUAAGGUCUAGGCUAUCGAUUUCUAAAGACAGUUAUACGAAAGAAAGUUUAUCGAAAACAUGCUUGCACCAGCUUUCUACAUCGUUGGGGCCUUGGCUUUUAUUUUAAUCGAUCCAAGCUCCGCCUUAACCCUUAAGCAAGCUAAUUCAGUGUGUCUUCUUUUGCCCGAUGGAGAAUUAAUAUCCAAUUCUGAAGAUUGCUCCCAGUACUAUGAUUGUGAAAAUGGAAAAGCUACUCUCAUGUCAUGCCUUGCUAAUUCUGAAUUCGACAAAGAGUCUCAAGGCUGUGUACCCAAAGGUCAGUCUUCGUGUGGCGUAGUUGAGGAAGAUCCUUGCGCAUACGUGCAAGAUGGAACUUUCGUUGGGGUCCCUAAUUCUUGCACAGAUUACUUAUACUGUUCUGACGGUGUGGGUCAAAAGUCUAGCUGUCCCAAUGGCUUGAACUUUGAUCAGGCAGGUCAGGCUUGCAAAUACAAAACCGAAUACCCCUGUUCGAUAGGUCCAGGUGAUGGUAGCAUUAAUGUUUGUGACGUUGUUCGCAGCGGCAUUUACUUUGGCAGCUCAAAAUCGUGCAAUCAAUGGCAAAAGUGUCAAUAUAAUGGACCUCCAGAAUUGUCAACAUGCCCUUCGCCAUAUGUUUUCAAUGUGAAUACCCAAGCUUGUGAUUGGGAAGCAAAUGUCAAUUGUCGUCAAACUCAAGGAGAUACAUCAACUGGACAAACUGGUUUAGAGGGAAAAUCCUGUGACACAAAUGGAGAAGUUGUAGCUGCUAAAGCUUGUAAUGGUUAUUAUGUCUGUCAACAGGGCAAAUACAAGUCUGGUCUAUGCCCUAAUUUACAAUACUUUAAUCCGUUGAACAACAAAUGUGUGUCACGUUUAGAUGCUGUGAAUGAUUGUGAUCGUUGUCAAGGAACUAAAAAGGAGUUUGUGAAUCUUUAUCAAGAUGAUUGUGUUGGAUAUGCUGUAUGUCAAAAUGGCAAAGCAACGUCAACUGGAAAAUGUAACUCAGGUUUCUUCGACGAGGUUAGUGGAGCUUGUGUUGUGGAUGGAAGUAAUCCAAUGUAUCCUGUGUGCUAUGUAAAGCCUGAAGCUACAACAGUUGAACCAACUGAAGAAACCACAGUGAAGACACCUCAAACAGAUGCACCAACAGCAAAACCAACUGAAAAACCAACUGAAAAACCAACUGAAGCACCAACUGAAAAACCAACAGAAAAACCAACUGAAAAACCAACAGAAAAACCAACAGAAAAACCAACUGAAGCACCAACUGAAGCACCAACUGAAGCACCAACUGAAAAACCAACAGAAAAACCAACUGAAGAACCUACUGAAGAACCUACUGAAGAACCUACAGAAAAACCUGAAAAAACUGGAGAGAAAACUGAUGCCGAAAAAACAGGAAAGGAAACUGAAAAAUCUGAAGAUACAACUGGCUCCGAAGAAAAAGAAGAUGAACCUGUAGAAUCUGAAGAAGAACCCGAAAGCGCAUUUAGAAAAUUGAGGAAAUGGAAAUGGAAUUUCUUCCAAUAAAUGAUACCAAGAAGUUUAUAAAUCCCAAACCAAAAUUGUAAAAAGUAAACUAUCCCUAUUAAAAUGUGCACCAUAUUUGUUUUCUAAAAGUCCGCUAUAGUGAAAAAAAAAAUUAAUAAAGAAAU
Molecule: messenger RNA, 1752 nt
Organism: Episyrphus balteatus (marmalade hoverfly)
Lineage: Eukaryota; Metazoa; Arthropoda; Insecta; Diptera; Syrphidae
Product: peritrophin-48-like
Exons: 2
Coding region: 155-1627 (490 amino acids)
Cellular component (GO): extracellular region
Molecular function (GO): chitin binding
Source: RefSeq, a predicted model, not a curated record